Molecule: messenger RNA, 6434 nt
Organism: Melitaea cinxia (Glanville fritillary)
Lineage: Eukaryota; Metazoa; Arthropoda; Insecta; Lepidoptera; Nymphalidae
Gene: Mi-2
Product: chromodomain-helicase-DNA-binding protein Mi-2 homolog
Exons: 20
Coding region: 199-6108 (1969 amino acids)
Biological process (GO): negative regulation of transcription by RNA polymerase II; chromatin remodeling
Cellular component (GO): nucleus; chromatin
Molecular function (GO): ATP binding; histone binding; DNA binding
Source: RefSeq, a predicted model, not a curated record
UUUAAGGAGAAAAAGGUCUGUGGUACCGGGUGUAAUUGAAAGAGAAAGAAAAUGUCGCUAUUGCAUACUAGUUCUUCGUAGUGACGGCGGCAUCAAUUUCUGAAUUAAUUACCAUUUGUCGCAAAAACUGCGCGUCCUUUAGCUUUUCUAGACUAAAAUCUUUAAUUUUUCUUCGGGCCUUGUCAUAUCGUUAUCUAAAUGGCAUCAGAUGAUGAAGUAGAUGGAUCUUUUGCAGGUGACGAGGAAGUGGAGGAAGGUGAGGGUCAAAAUGAUAACUCAGGAGACAGUGAUGAAGUUCCUCCAAAGGAAGACGAUGACUACUCUCCAGAAGAUGGAAGAAAGAAAAAGAAGGGCAAGAAAAGAAAAGCUAGGGGAGAAGAAAAAAAGGGAAGAAAGAAAAAGAAGAAGCGUAAGAAUGAGAGUGAAGAGGACGACGACUUUGGGUUAGAAAUAGAGGCAGAAGGUGAUAGCGACUACGCGCUAAGCGCCGUGUCGUCGAGCAAAAAAUCUCGUAAAGGGCGAGGCAGCAAGCAUAACACCUCGACUCCUGUUGCAUCUGAUUCGGGAUCUGGUAUGCCCACAGUUGAAGAAGUAUGUUCUUCAUUCGGUCUUACUGAUGUUAACAUUCAGUACUCAGACGCUGAUCUCGAAAAUCUAACCAGCUACAAGUUAUUCCAGCAACAUGUUCGACCACUCCUGGUUAAGGAGAAUCCUAAGGUACCCGUAUCAAAAUUGAUGAUGCUUGUAGCUGCAAAAUGGCGCCUAUUUUGUGAAAGUAAUCCUAAUUUGGAGGGUGGUAGCCAGAACCUGGGGUCUGAAGAGAAUACAAAUACGUCUACUGCGUCUGAUUACGUGCCUAAACGUCCCGGUCGCGGUACUAAAGAAUCAAAAAUUGACGAGUCAAUCGGCGAGCCCGAUGAGGAAGACGAUGAGGGCGUCAGCGACGAGGGCACGCCGGCGCCUCGCAAACGCGGCCGCAAGCCCAAACACACGGGGACGCCGCGCGGCAAGCCCGGCCGCAAGCCCAAGGUGCCCACGCUCAAGAUCAAGUUCAGCAAGAGGAAGCGCACCAGCAGUGAAGAAGAUCAAGAAGGAAGUCCAGGUGCUAAUACUGAUUCAGAUGCCGAGUUUGAACAGAUGUUGGCUGAGGCUGAAGAACCUAAACCAGCGACAAGCAACACUGAAGAAAGUACGCAGCAGAAGGAGGACGAUCCUAAUGUACCCCAACAACCAAAGAAAAAAGCUAAGACCAAAAUUGGUAAUAAGAGCAAGAAAAAGAAGAAAUUGAAGACAACCAACAAGUUUCCCGAUGGUGCUGAGGGAGAGCAGGAGCAUCAGGAUUAUUGUGAGGUCUGUCAACAAGGAGGUGAGAUUAUCCUUUGCGACACAUGUCCCCGAGCUUACCAUUUGGUGUGUCUGGAACCUGAAUUAGAAGAGACACCAGAGGGACGCUGGUCAUGUACCCACUGCGAAGCCGAAGGCAACCAGGAUCAAGAAGAAGAUGAUGAGCAUCAGGAGUUCUGCAGAAUUUGUAAAGAUGGAGGAGAGCUGUUGUGUUGUGAUACCUGCCCUUCAGCCUACCAUCGUUUCUGUCUUAAUCCACCUUUGGAUGAAGUACCAGAUGGAGUAUGGAAAUGUCCUCGAUGUAGUUGCCCACCACUCGAUGGUAAAGUGGCAAAGAUCCUCACGUGGCGGUGGAAAGAACAGCCGGCGAAAUCAAAGGCACCGCGCUCAAGAGAGUUCUUUGUCAAGUGGCAUGAGCGAUCUUAUUGGCAUUGCAGUUGGAUAUCAGAAAUUCAGCUGGAUGUAUUCCAUCCAUUGAUGUACCGCUACUAUAUGCGCAAAUCGGAUCCAGAGGAGCCACCAAAGUUGGAAGAACCGUUAGAGGAACGUGAAGGACGUAAGCGUAUUAAAAACAAACACGGUCAAGAGCAGGACUCUGAUGAAAAAAUGUUGGAGGAAAAGUAUUACAGAUAUGGCGUAAAACCUGAGUGGUUGAUAGUGCAUAGGGUAAUAAAUCAUCGUACGUCGCGUGAUGGUACCACAUAUUUCUUGGUGAAAUGGAGAGACUUAUCAUAUGAUCAGGCAACAUGGGAAUCUGAACAUGAAGAUAUUGCUGGGCUUAAGUCUGCUAUUGAAUAUUAUCAGGAUAUGCGAGCUUUUAUAACAUCGGAAGGUAAAACUAAAGGCAGCAAAGGCAAGAAAGCUGGUCGCAAAAGUAAAAACAAAGAUAAUAUUGAUGAAGACGAAAGCAGCAGUGGACUUCAGGUCAAAGGGAGGAAGUAUAAUCCACCUCCCGAUCGUCCAACGACCAACCUCAAUAAAAAGUAUGAGGAUCAGCCACCAUUUGUUUAUGAAACUGGAAUGCAACUUCAUCCUUACCAAUUGGAAGGUCUUAACUGGUUACGAUACUCGUGGGGACAAGGAAUCGACACUAUUCUUGCAGACGAGAUGGGUCUUGGAAAAACCAUUCAAACUGUUACGUUCCUUUAUUCACUAUUCAAAGAGGGUCAUUGUAAAGGACCCUUCCUUGUUUCUGUUCCACUCUCAACAAUUAUAAACUGGGAGAGAGAAUUUGAGUUGUGGGCUCCUGAUCUAUAUUGCAUUACUUAUGUCGGUGACAAAGAUUCUAGGGCAGUUAUACGUGAAAAUGAACUUACUUUCGAUGAUGGCGCGAAUAGAGGAGGAAGACCUUCGAAAAUUAAAUCUCAAGUAAAGUUCAAUGUACUUUUAACAUCUUAUGAACUGAUUUCAAUUGACUCUACUUGCUUGGGUUCCAUUGAUUGGGCUGUUCUUGUUGUUGACGAAGCUCAUAGGCUAAAAAGUAAUCAGUCAAAGUUCUUCAGGCUUCUUGCUGGAUACCACAUUAACUACAAACUUUUGCUGACAGGAACUCCUUUACAGAACAAUUUAGAAGAAUUGUUCCACCUUUUAAAUUUCUUGAAUAAGGAUAAGUUUAAUGAUUUAGCUGCUUUUCAAAAUGAAUUCGCAGAUGUUUCAAAGGAAGAGCAAGUAAAGAGGCUCCAUGAAAUGUUGGGUCCUCAUAUGUUGCGGCGUCUAAAGGCCGAUGUAUUAAAGAAUAUGCCUGCAAAAUCGGAGUUCAUUGUUCGUGUUGAGCUCUCGCCUAUGCAGAAGAAAUAUUAUAAGUACAUUUUGACAAGAAAUUAUGAAGCUCUGAAUCCAAAGAGUGGUGGUCAGACUGUAUCUUUACUCAAUGUGAUGAUGGACUUAAAAAAAUGUUGUAAUCAUCCAUAUUUGUUCCCUGUUGCGGCUGAAGAAGCACCACUUGGCCCUCAUGGCAACUAUGACACACAAGCGUUAAUAAAAGCAUCGGGUAAACUGGUUCUUAUGUCCAAGAUGUUGAAACAACUUAAAGAGCAAGGACAUAGGGUUCUUAUUUUUUCACAGAUGACAAAAAUGUUAGAUAUUCUUGAAGACUUCUUAGAAGGCGAAGGGUAUAAAUAUGAAAGAAUUGAUGGUGGUAUAACCGGUACAAUAAGACAGGAAGCCAUUGAUAGGUUUAAUGCACCUGGAGCCCAGCAGUUUGUUUUCCUAUUAUCAACUAGAGCUGGUGGUUUGGGUAUUAAUUUAGCUACUGCUGAUACAGUUAUCAUCUAUGAUUCUGAUUGGAAUCCACAUAAUGAUAUUCAGGCCUUCUCGCGAGCCCAUCGUAUCGGUCAAGCCAAUAAGGUCAUGAUUUAUCGAUUUGUAACGCGUAACAGUGUCGAAGAGAGAGUUACACAAGUAGCUAAGAGAAAAAUGAUGUUAACUCACUUGGUUGUGCGCCCCGGAAUGGGUGGAAAAGGUGCUAAUUUUACUAAACAGGAAUUAGACGAUAUUUUAAGAUUUGGUACCGAAGAGCUCUUUAAGGAAGAAGAAGGUAAAGAAGAAGCCAUUCACUACGACGACAGAGCCGUAGGAGAAUUAUUAGAUCGUUCUAAAGAAGGUAUAGAACAAAAAGAGUCAUGGGCUAAUGAAUACCUUAGCUCCUUUAAGGUGGCUAGUUACUCGACCAAAGAAGGAGAUGGCGAAGAAGAAGUUGAUACUGAGAUUAUUAAGCAGGAAGCUGAAAAUACUGAUCCAGCUUAUUGGAUCAAGUUACUUAGGCAUCACUAUGAACAGCAUCAAGAAGAUCAAGCAAGAACACUUGGCAAGGGUAAAAGAGUUAGAAAACAAGUCAAUUACAACGACGGUAGUGUCGCACAGACAGAAAAUAGAGAAGACACGACUUGGCAAGAUAAUGGAUCUGAUUUUAAUUCUGAUUUCUCUCAAGGUAGUGAAGAUGACAAAGAAGAUGACGAUUUCGAUGAAAAGAAUGAUAAUGGUGAUAUACUGAGCCGUCGCAGCAAGCGCCGACUUGAAAGACGUGAAGAGAGAGAUAGGCCACUACCACCACUGCUCGCACGGGUCGGUGGCAACAUGGAAGUACUCGGCUUUAACGCCCGACAAAGAAAAUCAUUCCUCAAUGCUAUUAUGCGAUAUGGUAUGCCACCCCAGGAUGCUUUUAACUCACAAUGGCUAGUAAGGGAUCUUAGGGGAAAAUCAGAACGUAAUUUUAAAGCUUAUGUUUCUCUAUUUAUGCGACAUUUGUGCGAACCGGGUGCAGAUAAUGCUGAAACAUUCGCCGACGGUGUUCCUAGAGAAGGGUUAUCAAGACAACAUGUGUUAACUCGUAUUGGUGUUAUGAGUUUGAUAAGAAAGAAAGUACAAGAAUUCGAACAUAUUAAUGGAUAUUACAGCAUGCCCGAGCUAAUUCGUAAGCCGGUGGAACCUGUAAAGAUAGCCGGUGCAGAGAGCGCCGCCCCGAGCCCCGCUCCUUCUACAGCGACUCCUAUAACUUCGGCGGCACCCUCGCCAGCGCCUACACAAGUGACUCAAGCGUCUGGACAAGCCCCUACACCUAGCGGAUCCGACAAAGACGAGAAAGAAGAAGCCAAAGAUGAAAAGUCUGACUCCAAGGACAGCAAAGACAAGGAAGAACCUAUGGAUAUAAGUGAUAUUAAAGAAGAAAAGGAUAAAUCGGAUGAGAAGGAAGCCAUAAAGGAUAUAAAAGAAGAAGUGAAAGACGAAAGGCGAAUGUCUGUGGACGAAGAACCGAAGGAUGAAGAUAAAUCAGAGAAAAAGGAAGAAAAGGAUGAAAAGGUUAAGGAGGAACCUAAAGAAGAUUCAGAUAAGAAGGAGGACGCGAAGAGUGAUAAAGCUGAAUCGGAGGCUUCAGAGAAACCUAACAAAGAAGAGAAAAAAGAUGAUGAGGAUGACGACGUUGUACUCGUUAAAGAGGAAGAGGAUCUCAAAGUGGAACGGCGCAAGUUUAUGUUCAACAUUGCCGACGGUGGUUUCACUGAGUUACACACUCUAUGGCUGAACGAGGAGCGAGCAGCCGCGCCCGGCCGUGAGUACGAGAUCUGGCACCGGCGACACGACUACUGGCUGCUGGCUGGCAUCGUCACGCACGGCUACGGCCGCUGGCAGGAUAUUCAGAAUGACUUGCGAUUCGCCAUUAUAAACGAGCCGUUCAAAAUGGAUGUCGGCAAGGGCAACUUCCUCGAAAUAAAGAACAAGUUCUUGGCACGAAGAUUUAAGCUUCUGGAACAAGCUCUUGUCAUCGAGGAGCAGUUGCGACGUGCCGCAUACCUGAAUCUAACUCAGGACCCGAACCACCCCGCCAUGUCGCUGAACGCACGCUUCGCCGAGGUGGAGUGUCUCGCUGAGUCACACCAGCAUCUUAGCAAGGAGUCGUUGGCCGGCAACAAACCCGCUAACGCUGUUCUCCACAAGGUGCUGAACCAGCUGGAGGAGCUGCUGUCGGACAUGAAGUCGGACGUGUCGCGGCUGCCGGCCACGCUGGCGCGCAUCCCGCCCGUGGCGCAGCGCCUGCAGAUGUCGGAGCGCUCCAUUCUGUCGCGCCUCGCCGCCACCGCUGGCAACCCCGUGCCCGCAGCUCAAAUGGCGCAGUUCCCAGCGGGUUUCGGAGCGGGAGGUACGCUGCCGGGCUUCUCUCCUGCAGCGGCGGCGGCUGCCAACUUCACCAACUUCCGCCCGCAGUACUCCGUGCCCGGCCAGCCCGCCACGCCCUCGUCUAAUGUACGUACGCAACAGAAAUCAUAAGUCUGCGGUAAUAUUAAAUCAUAAUGACAAGUUGGCAAAAUCAUACAGUGAGCGAUUUCGGCAUCGCGCUUAGUUGAAUAAUAUAGGUUUAAGCUUUCCAAGAUUCCUGUUGCACCUUGGGUUUGAAGUGAUAAAAUUAGUGAUUAGUGCAGUUAUGUUAGGUAACAUAAUAUUACGUCAUACUAGAGCAGAACUCUCACAAUAUUAUUUAUUUCAUCUUGAUCUGUAUGAAUCUUGUUUUAUUGCGUAAGUGAUUGUGGACUUAUAAAAUCUUUAUUUUUAUUUUACCAAAAAUGAAAAUUUAAUAAAUCAUACAAUUACGUAAA